AUAGUUUUUUUCAUAAUUGGAAAUUGUAGUAGUGUUUUGCCUGUUAAACGUUCUCGUACGGGGUACAAAAUAAACAAUAAAGCACAUGCAUGAUAUAAAAACAGAAAAUCGUAUACAGCACUUUUUCUGUUCAGUUUUUUCUUAACAUUUUCAAAUGCAAUUAAACUUGUUUCUUAAUUUAGUUAGUUCGAUCGAUUUACAUUGAAAACAACAAACGCAACUUUGCCUCGUCUUCCGCAUUUGGAAUCGUUUAAAUGCGAUUCAAUACACUUCCAUAUUGCAUUUUUAUCGGAUACUAAUAGUUUAUAUACGCAUUUUCCGGUGCGGUCUUAGUCUAUAAAGUCCAUCUUCAAAUCGGUUUCAAUACGUCAGAAUGAGUCGGCUAAAUAUAUCCGCGAGUAUUUUGACUCGUAUGCAAAUUUUCGAAAGCACAGAUUCAAUAGAUAGUUCAACAGAUACUAAACAACAGACAUCAUCAGCACUAAAAUCUGCUAAUAGUGGUGGAUCCAGUCACAGUUUAUACACGGACAGAUUAAAACAUUCUGCCGAACAGAACGGAAGUACAAAUAAGAUGAUGAUGUCUUCGCCACCGCCGGGAGUACAAACAGACGCCGAUGGUUUAAUAUUACCAAAGAAGUUGAUCAAUCCAUGUCUUGAGUCAUCGGAUCGGAAACAAUUACAUCGUGAAUUAAAAUUCAAUAACAAAGUUGGAAAGAGUGUUCUUAAUCAGAAGACCGAACUGCAACGUGCCUAUGAAAAACAAAAAGAACGCCAACAACAACACAAUCAAACGCGCGAGGACCAGUCGCCGACUGUUGGCCUAAAAAGUGAACUAAAUCGUGUGAUAAUGGAACGUGCUCAGAAACAUGCGUGCCACGAUAACCACAGCAAUAGUUCUGUGGAUAUAGAUGAGGACGAGAAGCAAUACGUCAAUCCAGAAUAUUUGAAUGUACGCGCCAAACUGCGCACGGGUCAACGCACUGAAUUAAAAUAGAUUACCAAUAGCCGAUCUCUUGAUCGGUCAGACCUCUUCGAGGUCACAAUUACGUUUAACUAAUAUUUAUUAAUUUUUUUUAUGAGUUGUUUUUCGUCCUAUUGGUUAUAAAUUGUUUUAAUUUUUUAUUUUUUUAUAUUAUUUCUAUUUUUUAUAUGUUUGUACUGCACACACAUUUCUGUGGGUUCUUGAUAUUAAUUGUAUAUUUUUGACUAUGACAUACUGACAUACUUUUUCGUUAUCAUUAUGAUUAUUUUAAAAAGAUUAAGGUUUAAUGAUU
Molecule: messenger RNA, 1274 nt
Organism: Teleopsis dalmanni
Lineage: Eukaryota; Metazoa; Arthropoda; Insecta; Diptera; Diopsidae
Product: protein FAM107B
Exons: 3
Coding region: 374-994 (206 amino acids)
Source: RefSeq, a predicted model, not a curated record